Microthlaspi erraticum is the source of this 1536-nucleotide messenger RNA. The record is from the annotation of a GenBank genome assembly. Lineage: Eukaryota; Viridiplantae; Streptophyta; Magnoliopsida; Brassicales; Brassicaceae.
AUGGAGGCGGAGAAUAUGGAAUUGAAGCUCUACAACACGAUGACGCAGCAGAAGGAAGUUCUGAUUCCAAUCAAUCCCGGCAAAAUCGGAUUGUAUGUCUGUGGUAUCACCGCUUACGAUUUCAGCCAUAUCGGCCAUGCUCGCGCCGCCGUUUCCUUCGAUGUCCUCUACAGAUACUUACUUCACUUGGGUUAUGAAGUUAAUUUUGUUCGGAAUUUCACAGAUGUUGAUGAUAAGAUAAUCAAACGUGCUAAUGAGAACAAAGAGGAUCCAUUCGAAUUGAGCAAACGCUUUUGCAAGGAGUAUCUGGUGGAUAUGGAGGCUCUUCAGUGUCUCGAACCGACCCACCAGCCUCUUGUCAGCGAGCAUAUGGAUCACAUCAUAGAGAUGAUAAAAAAGAUCAUUGAGAACAAGUGUGGGUAUGAAGCGGGAGGCGAUGUGUUCUUUUCAGUGGAGAAAUCACCGAAUUACGGUAAACUAUCUGGGCAGAAGUUGGAGCAUACACGAGCUGGUGAGCGUGUGGCUGUUGAUUCAAGAAAGCUUAACCCUGCUGAUUUUGCAUUGUGGAAGGCUGCGAAACCAGAUGAGCCAAGUUGGGAAAGCCCUUGGGGUCCGGGAAGGCCAGGAUGGCACAUUGAGUGCAGUGCAAUGAGUGCUCAUUAUCUGUCUCCGAAGUUUGACAUUCACGGUGGUGGUGCGGAUCUGAUCUUCCCUCAUCAUGAAAACGAGAUUGCUCAGACUUGUGCUGCGUGUGAGGAUGGUGGUGUGAAUUACUGGCUUCAUAAUGGGCAUGUCACUAUCAAUAACGAGAAGAUGGCAAAAACGUUGCGUAACUUUAAAACCAUUAGAGAAAUCACAGAAAGGUACCAUCCAUUGGCUCUGAGGCACUUCUUGAUGAGUGCACAUUACCGGUCUCCUCUGAGUUUCUCGGAGUCGCAGCUAGACAGUUCCUCUGAAGCUUUGUAUUAUGUUUAUCAGACAUUGCAAGAUCUUGAGGAAGGUCUCUUGCCGUAUCGAGAAGCAAUGGAUGAAGACGGUGGAAAAGCUGAACAGACUGCAGAAGCCAAGGAGGUCAUCAACAAGCUGAAAACUGAGUUUGAAGCAAAGAUGUUAGACGAUUUGAACACCGCACAUAUCCUUACUGGUGCUUACCAAGAUGCAUUGAAAUUCAUCAACGCUUCGCUCGGCAAGCUCAAGAAAAUGCAGAAGAAACAGAGGAUGUCGCUGCUUGUGUCACUCGUUGAGAUUGAGAAAGCAGCGAGGGAAGUUCUCGAAGUACUUGGUCUGCUCACUACCCUGAGCUACGCAGAGAUCUUGAAAGAGAUGAAACAGAGAACACUGACAAGAGCAGAGCUGACCGAAGAAGCUAUCUUGCAGAAGAUUGAAGAAAGGAUAGCGGCGAGGAAGAACAAGGAAUUUGAGAAAAGUGAUCAGAUUAGAGCAGAGUUGACAGUGAAAGGUAUAGCAUUAAUGGAUAUUGGCAAAGAGACUGUGUGGAGGCCAUGCUUCCCUUCUCAAGCUAAUUCCAGCAAUUGA